This is a messenger RNA of Akanthomyces muscarius, 531 nucleotides long. RefSeq lists its product as uncharacterized. NCBI's taxonomy places the organism in Eukaryota, Fungi, Ascomycota, Sordariomycetes, Hypocreales, Cordycipitaceae. The transcript has 2 exons. The coding region runs from base 1 to 531 and encodes 176 amino acids. Gene Ontology annotation, cellular component: endoplasmic reticulum; cytosol. The record is from RefSeq and is a predicted model, not a curated record.
AUGGCGGGUUCCCUCUCAGCAGCCGCGUCUCUUUUGCGGCGCCAGCUCCGGGAGAUGCAGGUCAGCAAGGACAUUCCAGGGAUAUCGUGCGGGCUCGUCAGCGACAGCAACAUUUUCGAGUGGGAGGUUAUGCUCAUGAUUAGCGACGACUGCAAAUACUACGGAGGAGGCAACUUCCGAGCGCGUCUCGUCUUUCCGCCCAACUAUCCUCACAUGCCUCCGUCUCUGACCUUUCAGGACCCGAUUCCCUUUCACCCCAACAUCUACGAGAGCGGGAACCUCUGCAUCUCGAUCCUACACCCACCCGAGGAGGACCAGUACGGGUACGAAGCGGCCUCGGAGCGCUGGAGCCCCGUCCAGUCCCCUGAGACGAUCCUGCUUAGCACCAUCAGUCUGUUUCACAGCCCCAACGAGGAGAGCCCCGCCAACGUCGAGGCGGCCAGGAUGCUGCGCGAGGAGAAGGAGGGCAAGCACAAGGACUUUCGCCGACGGUGCCGAAAGUGCGUGCGCGAGAGCCUGGGCGAGGACUAG